AUGCCUAUGCCCACUAACGACGACUAUACACCUAAAGGCACGCUUUUCGAAGAGCCUGUCAUCUAUAUAAGCAAGGUGCCAUACAGUAUGACCAACAUCGAACUCCAAGAGAUUCUCAAAGUCGAAAACACUCCCCAAGUCGACCUUAAACCUGGAAAUAUGGCCCCUUCAAGCGGCGUCGUUCGAUUUGCCACCAUAAAUGAAGCUGAGAGAGCAUUUGCCUUUUACAACAACAUUUCCCUCGAAGCGAAGAACGUUCUUAAAUUCCAUAUCAAAGAUCCCAGCAGCGGAUCAGAUAUUCUACCAAACGCACAAAUUUUACUAGUAAAGCAACUGCCUAAUACGAUAAAUAUAAACGAAUUGUAUGAUCUUUUCAGAAACUAUGGCCCUUUAUAUUCGUGCAAGCUUAUUCAUGACAAGAACGGUAUGUUCAGAGGCCAAGCUCAUGUGCAUUUCUUUGAAGAAUCGGCUGCGGCCGAAGCAGUGAAGACUCUGCAUUGUAGCGAUUAUAACGGGAGGACCCUUGCGAUCACAAAUUUCACUCCUCGCAAGAACAUGAACCAUCAACGUUCAUCCUCCGUUAAUAGUGUCAAUAGCGUCACCGCAACCAAUAACAACAAUAAUGGUUCUAACCCCAUAAUUUCUACUAAUUACCAGAAUAAUAACCAACUACCUCAGUCACCUAAUACAGAAGGUCCGAUUGUUGAUCCAUGCAAUCUCUUCAUCAAGAAUCUCGACGCCAACAUUUCAAGCAGCGAUCUUUUCAACCAUUUCCGCAAGUUUGGUCGCAUAAUUAGCGCUCGCGUGAUGCGCGACCAAGAAACCGGAAACUCGAAAGGUUUUGGUUUUGUGAGUUACACUAACCCAGAAGAGGCCGAACGAGCAAAGUCGUCAAUGAACAACAAAACUCUAGGCUCUAAACAAAUUGUAGUUAGACUUCAUGAACCAAAAAAAUUGCGGGAGACGAAACCAACUUUUAAUGGACCAGCGUCUCCAACGGAAUCGCGCGCACCGUCAAGAAGAAACUCUGAAAUUUAUACGGUUAAUGCCUACAAUGAAUUUAACCAGGAAGAGUUAUCUGAUUUGGCUCCUAAAGCGAGAAGAGAGGUGUUGAUGUCUGAAUUGCAAAAGAGAUUCAGGCAUAUCCCGAGCAUACCUUUAGAGGAGGUUAAUCCAAUCAUCGAUAUCUUGUUGGCUUACAAACUUCCAGAAGUAUUGCAUAUGUUUGAGGACCCUCAGGCAUUGCAACAAAAGAUUACAGAAGCACGCCAGCAGCUUAAAGGCAAAAACCGCCGUGGUUCAGAUGAGAACACUAGCGUAUCUACAACCCCGCAUAUGCCAUCUGUAAUUACGCCUAUCAUUCCUGCUUCUCCGAUGGCUUCACUCGUUCCUGUACCUGAGCGUGAGAAAUUCCUUCGUGCAAUUAGAAAAUUCAACCCUCGUCACAGUCAAGAAGUACUCGACUUGAUCAUGAGCUUAUCCAAGAAAGAGCGGUCUCUGUGCUACUUCAACUCGGAAUAUCUGGAUAAGAAAAUUGUAGAAGCAAUCGCUGCUUUGGAGUUUACACAGGACGACGAUUCCGUGAUGACACC
This is a messenger RNA of Paraglomus occultum, 1592 nucleotides long. The record is from the annotation of a GenBank genome assembly. NCBI's taxonomy places the organism in Eukaryota, Fungi, Glomeromycota, Glomeromycetes, Paraglomerales, Paraglomeraceae.